AUGCACACCCUGAUGUACAAGAGGCAGGGAACGGCAUUCAAGCGAAAAAGGGACAUCUUGGACUUUUCUGGCUUCCCAUAUGCAGAUGAGGAAGCUAAGGCGUCCGAAAUGGCCAAGGCGGAGGACAAGCUUGGCAAGUGGCACAUGGGCCUGUUGAAUAAGCUGCUGGACUGCUUUGAUCUGCCAAGGGGGAGCGGAGAGGCAGGACAAAAGGCAUACAAGGUUGAGCGCGCUGUUGAGUUCCUCAUGAAGCCGAAGAUCCUGGGCACCAAGAACAAGGCAGAGAUGGAAGCAAAGAGAAAAGAAAGGAUGAAAAAGAAGCAGGAGAGCGCAAAGAAGAAGAAGGCAAAGGUGGCAGCAGGGAAGGACAAGGGCCCCAAGGCCCAGAAGAGGAAACAUGGAGAAGAGUCCAAGCCAAGGGGCCGGCCACCAAAGAAAGCAAAGACUGUGCCAGAAGACCAUGAAGAAGCUAUGGAUGACGCAGAAGGGGCUGCAGCAGAUUCUGCACAAGCCAAUGAGUUGACUGAAGAAGUUGUGAGGAACGAGUUGAUGAAGAUGCUGAAGGCUGCCGAUUUGAACGACCUGUCUCUAAAAAAGGUUGGAAUCGGGGCAGUGAGGGAUGCUGCUUGA
Molecule: messenger RNA, 630 nt
Organism: Ostreobium quekettii
Lineage: Eukaryota; Viridiplantae; Chlorophyta; Ulvophyceae; Bryopsidales; Ostreobiaceae
Source: the annotation of a GenBank genome assembly